Zea mays is the source of this 1749-nucleotide messenger RNA. Its product is annotated as CBL-interacting serine/threonine-protein kinase 15. The record is from RefSeq and is marked validated. Bases 150 to 1439 code for a protein of 429 amino acids. Gene Ontology annotation, biological process: protein phosphorylation; signal transduction. The transcript has a single exon. Lineage: Eukaryota; Viridiplantae; Streptophyta; Magnoliopsida; Poales; Poaceae. Gene Ontology annotation, molecular function: protein serine/threonine kinase activity; ATP binding.
CAUACAUACACAAACAGCGUACAAGACUCAACCACUCCCUCCUUGUUUGUUUAUAUACCUUGGCACCACCAAGGCAGCACCCUGUAAACUAACUACCAAAGCCGAAGAAGGCGGCUUGCCCUGCCCGUCGCCUUGGUGCCGCGCGCGCCAUGGCCAAGAGCAAGUCGUCCGCCAAGGCCGGCCCCCCGCUCCUCGGCAAGUACGAGCUCGGCCACCUCCUCGGCCGGGGCAACUUCGCCAAGGUAUACCACGCGCGCUGUCUCGGCGGAGGCGACCCCGUGGCCGUGAAGGUGCUGGACAAGGCCGGGUUGGCCGCCACGGGCAUGGCGUCGCGUCUCCUGCGCGAGGUGUCCGCCAUGCGCCGCCUGAGCCACCCCAACGUGCUCCGCCUCCACGAGGUGCUGGCGACGCGCUCCAAGGUGUACCUCGUGAUGGAGCUGGCCCCGGGCGGGGACCUCCUGACCCGGCUGGCGUCGCUGCCGUCGCGCAGGCUCCCCGAGCACGCGGCGCGGCGCGUGUUCCUCCAGCUGGCGUCGGCGCUCAUCUACAGCCACGCGCGCGGGGUGUUCCACCGCGACGUGAAGCCGCAGAACGUGCUGCUGGACGCCGAGGGCAACCUCAAGGUGUCCGACUUCGGCCUCGCGGCGCUCCCGGACUCGGUCCGCGACGACGGGCGCCUGCACACGGCGUGCGGCACCCCGGCGUUCGCGGCGCCCGAGGUGCUCCGGCGCAGGGCCUACGACGGCGCCAAGGCGGACGCGUGGUCCUGCGGGGUCAUCCUCUUCGUCCUCCUCGCGGGCCACCUCCCCUUCGACGACGCCAACAUCGCCGACAUGUGCCGCAGGGCGCACCGCCGGGAGUACACGGUCCCGCGGUGGGUGUCGCAGCCGGCGCGCCGCCUCGUGGCGCGCCUGCUGGACCCGAACCCGGCGACGCGCCUCGCCGUCGCGGAGCUCGCCGGCCACCCCUGGUUCAAGCGCUCGCUCAGCGUGGACUCCCAGCUCGGCGGCCUCCUGGACGGCCAGGCGGAGCGCGAGCUGGCGUUCCAGGCCCCGCCGGCGUUGAACGCCUUCGACAUCAUCUCCAUGUCCCCCGGGCUGGACCUGUCGGGCCUGUUCGGCGAGGGCAGGCGCCGCCGCGAGAAGCGGUUCAUGACGACGGCGUCCCCGGAGCGGGCGGUGGAGCGGCUCGCGCAGGCCGGCGCGAGGCUCGGCUACUUCAUUGUGGGGAAGAAGGGGGCCGAGCGCCUGCCGCUGGGCGUCCUGCCGGGCCUCGUGGCCAUGUCGAUGGAGAUGUCGGAGGUGUCGCCGGAGCUGAUGCUGGUGGAGCUGAGGCUGGAGGGCGGCCACGGCGACGAGGACGAGGCGUUCGGGUGGGAGGAGCUCCGGGUUGAGCUGGGGGACGUGGUAACAGCAUGGCACGUGAGUGAAGAAGGUUAAAAAUUCGCAAGAGGAAAUGCGAGAACGAUUUCGCAGGUGUAUCAGUGUAGCAUGUAUAGCCGUAUAGCAAGUGCGCAUCUCAUCUCGUGUACGUGAAAUUAGUUGGUUAGGACGAACAGCAGCGUGUGAUGUUGGGGAUUAACUAGACUGGUAGUUUCAAUCAAAUGUGUGAUGUUUGGGAUUAUUUGUCAAAUUAGUACGUAUACUAAAGACCUUACUAGGUACCUCGCGUGAUUGUUGUUCAAGUGUACUAGCUACCAAGCUAGUGACAAGAAUGUUGCAAGGAUAUACCAGAGGAAACUGUUUCAAA